CCAUAGCUACACAAUCGGGUCGGGUCGGGUCUCGCGGACCUCUGAGACGUUGGGUUGAGAAUUUCGAGAACCCAUCCACGCAGAAACAAACACCACAUUCCAUUCGCCAUAGUUGCAAUGGUAAAAUCAAAAUCAUAAUCCAGGGUUUGUUGCGGAGGGAGCGUAGAAGCAAUGGCGCUGAGAAGAUUCUACAAUGAGAUAAAGGGGAAGAAGGUGAGCGAGGUUCCGGAGCAUGUGAAGCCGAUGCUGUCUUUGAAUUACAUAAAGAGAGCGAUUCAGCGAGGCAUGGGCAACUACCACGCCAAGUACAUCGAGACCGAUUCUCCCGAUCCCAUUUUCCAUGUCUGCUUUGGCGGCAUGAUCUUCUCCUACCUCGUCGCUCUCCCCCAUGAGCGCCGCCACCUCGAGCGCGCUCAGCAGCACGCUCAGCAGAACCACUGAUUCCUUCAGCGAUUUGUUAUAGGUUUAGCGAAUGGGGCUAAUCCUUCUUCUCCGAAUGCAGUUGGGAGAGUUGAGAAUCUUGAACAGCAUUGUGUUUAAAUGAGGAUACCUGUGGGGUAACAGGAAAAAAAUGUUUUUUUUUUAUUUCGAUGUUUUUGUGAUUUGAAAACUUACAGCACUGAAGAUGAAAACGCGAAACAGAUGGAAAAACAAUGUCUGUCAUAUUUUUUACUUUUAUUUCAGAGUUUUUUUGAUGGAAUAGGGAACUUGAAAACUAAUCAACAGUUCGUGUUGGUAGAGAUGCUACAUCUCAUGUUCAAGUGUCUGGAACAUGAUUGUAUCCAAAGAAGGAGGAUGUAUAUGGGAAGGCAAGAAAAAAUGUCACUUUUUUUCUGCAAUUUCAGAGUUUUGUGAUGGAAUAGUAUACCUGGAAUAACAUUACUAAAAUAAGAUAAGAUGGAAGUAUUGAUGACAUUGAAAUUGAAAAUGGUAAACAAAUAAACAUUACUUGUGUUUGUUCUUUAUUGUGAGUGCUGUUUUGUUUUAUAUCUGGUUUUUGAUAUCUACGUAAUUUAUUCUUGUUUUUGUUAAGCUGGACAUGGUUGACUAGUUUUUUAGGUAUAAUAAUAGAUGGCCCACAACCCACAAAUUAUUAGGGCCUCUUUAUUAGUGUUAGUUACAGCUGUUAGCUAGGAGUGUAUAAGAUUACAACUGAAAGUGUUAGGUACAGCUGUUAGCUAGGAGUGUAUAAGAUUACAACUGAAAUUGUUAGGGUGGAAGAGGGAGUAUUGUAAGACCCAAGCAAAAUACAUGAGAUAAAAUAAGAUAAUAGAUAAUAAAUGGUGUCAACACCCAAUUUACCCAAUUUUGUCUGGAUGGAUAGAAUUUAUUUUGAAAAAUUUCAGGGAAAGAGAAAGAGAGGGGUAACAACCUGGCCUGACAAGUUGCCGGGCUUAAAUGUAUAAAAGGGUUCCGGCUGAGUUGUAACAUAACUUGGUCGAGUUGUAUCGAAUCUUGACUGGGCUAUGUUAAUGAAGUCAGGUUGUUACUUUGUCGGUGGUUGACCUAAUGGAUACCGAGAUGUUGGAUACGGAGAUUAUAGUAUCUCUUAUUGAAAGAAGGGAGAGCUACUAGGUGUAGAGGAAGAAGGACAUUCUUCUGAUCAAGAAAGUAGUGGGAAUCAAGGUAAAGGAAACUAAUUAUAUGUUUUUUUUUAUUGAUAGUAGAUUCUUUGAAGUAUCAUAAUAUCAUAUUUUAGCAAACUUGGAAUCAGUGUCAAAUCUUGGUCGAGACGUUACCCGACCUUAGUUGAACUAUGUCCAAUCUUGGUCGAGAUGUUUCUUGACCUUAGUCUAACUCUGCUAGAUAUUGGCCAAAAUGUUUCCACACCUUAGUCAAACGGUUUCUAACAUCAGCUGACCUGUUUUCAGAUCUUGGCCGAAAUGUUCCCAAACCAUAGCUGAACUGUGUCGGACCGUGGCCGACCUAUUUUCAGAUCUUGGUUGAACGGUAUCUGACUUCGGCCUACAUGUUUUCAGACUUAGUCAAGUUGUAUCCAACCUUGACUGAACUGUGUCCGAUCUUGGCCGAGAUGGUUUCAAAUCUUCACCAAGUUGUAACCGACCUUGAAUUGUAUCCGACCUUAGUCUAGUUAUAACCGAACUUGGCCAAACUAUGUUCGACCUUGGCCGAGAUGUUUUCGCUUCUUGAUCGAGCAGUAACUGACUUUGGCCGAACUGUAUUCGAUCUUGUUUGACCUUGGCCGAGAUGUUUUUACAUUUUGGCUAAGAUGUGGGAGAUGUUUCAAGCCUUGGCCGAGUUGUGUUCGACCUUAGACAAGCUAUAUCCAACUUUGGCCGAGCUGCAUUAGAUCCAUUAUUUCCUAGAUAUAUCAUGUGAUUUUGUAAGAGUUGAUGCCUUGCAUUGAGACCAUUUUGUGUGAUGAACUAAGGUGUGAAAUCAUGUGUGGUUGCAUUGUUGUUUUGAUGACAUGUUUUGAGUUACAAUAUGAUCAUGAAUCUGGUUAGAAUGUUGGUUGUGGAAUAUGAUAUGAUUUCUAUAUUGCAUAAUGAGUUGGUUGAUGAAUAUGAACAUUGUAUGUGUUUGGCAUAAUUCAAGGGAUCUUGUGAAAAGAUUUUAUGGUGGCAUUUCAUUAGUGUAUGUAUUGAUAUCUGGAUUCAUUAUUGGGGUUAUCUUGACACUCUAACAAUUAUCCAAUCUCAAGUAAAGAAAGGUGGGUACAUGAUGAGAGGAGCAAUAGGUCCUAGUUUAAGAGUUUUAUCUUGGCAAAAUAUUUUAUGUAUACUAAUAACCUUAUGUCGGCCUUAUGAAUGAUCUCUUUGCAUAUUAUCUCACUUUUGCUUUUGUGUUUGUUUCUUUUUAUUUGUGUGUUUUCUUUGUUUACAAUGAUCACUGAUGUGAGUAGAGGAGGACGUGAUAGUUAAUCCAGUGCAGGACUCGGUGAUGCAACGAUGUAGUGUUUGGAUGACCUAGUCACAUAUAAGUUUUCUUUUGGAAAAACAAUAUUUUACUUUCGACCAUUAUAAUAUUUCAUUAGUUGUGUAGAAUCUUUGUAAGUAUUUAAAUAUUACAGUUAUAUUUUGGAUAACUGCAAUAGUUUUAUAUUAGUGAAUGAUUUGUUUUUA
Molecule: messenger RNA, 3086 nt
Organism: Vigna angularis (adzuki bean)
Lineage: Eukaryota; Viridiplantae; Streptophyta; Magnoliopsida; Fabales; Fabaceae
Exons: 2
Coding region: 172-441 (89 amino acids)
Source: RefSeq, a predicted model, not a curated record